Molecule: messenger RNA, 1422 nt
Organism: [Torrubiella] hemipterigena
Lineage: Eukaryota; Fungi; Ascomycota; Sordariomycetes; Hypocreales; Clavicipitaceae
Source: the annotation of a GenBank genome assembly
AUGGGUGAGUCUGCAUCAGCUGAGCCCGCAGACGGCGACGGAGAUGCCGCUUCUUCGACAGCCGCAUCCGUGAUAGCCAUUGCUGCGGAUGGAGACAUCAUCCUGGAUGUCACAUUUGAAACGUCAAAAGAGACGCUCAAGAAGCUGCGGGCCCAGCUCAAGUCCAUGAGUCUAGCUGCCCGGUCCAAGAAUGAACCCAAGACGCCGGCGAGCACGAGACUCGAGCUUGCAUAUCGCGUGAGCUCCGAGGCUCUAAAGAAGCACUCAAAUUACUUUGCCAAUCUGCUGUCAAAUCCUCAAUUCAGCGAGCACAGACGUCUUACGGACACGCAUGCCGCACUCAUUGCCAGAGGCAUCCAGCCUGCCGAGGCAGAGGCAGCGGAGUUGCCGCGAGUCGAAAUCGUAGACGACGACCAGGCCACUCAGGCAUCUGGUAGAGAAGUGGCCUUUAAAGACAUGCUACUUAUGCUUCAUAAACUGCCUAUUUCAGUAACAAAGCUCACCAUGUCGUACAUGACCACGCUGGCCAUCAUGGCAGAUCGCUUCGACUGUGCUGCCACGGUAGCCAAGUCUGCUGGCUUAGGUGCCAAGUUCAAAGGUCCGGUUACCAGCACCAGAGCGUACUUUGACGAACAUGGGCGUGCCACGGAAACUGAAAACGUGCUGCGGCAAAAGCUUCUUAUUUCCAUCCUGCUCGGUCAACCCACACAACUGGCAGCGGCCUCUCGAGAACUCAUAUUGCGUGGCUCUGCAAUUUGGAAUGUGUACCACGAACCAGAAGAGGGCAAAGAUGCCGCUUGGUGGCAUCUACCUGAGGGUAUCGAAGACGAACUGCGAUAUCGCCGCGAGUGUAUAUUGAACACCGUAGCGUCAGUUCAACGCCACUUCCUCAACUUGUACUCAUCUCGUGAGAGGCAAUGCAAACUCGGCUACGACUCUAGCUCUGCAUGUGAUUCAUUCCAACUUGGUCAAAUGGUCAAGUUUCUAUCGUCAAAAAGCCUUCUUUUCCUCAUGGACUAUAGCCCUUCAUCGCUGGACUCGGCUCCUGACGCAACAUGUAUAGACAUUCAAGAGCUACUAGCUACGUUGAGACAGUGCCCCAGCUACCAGCUCGACAAGAACCACACGAACUGUGGUCUUCGUAUUCGCAUUGAACCUAUCCUGGACUACUUGCGUACAAUGCUUUCCACCAAUGUCAUUUCCAUACCACUGGUCGAAUGGCGAAGGAACAGUGAAAACGUGAAAUGGCAAAACGACGCCGAGGGCGGUGAUUCUACAAGGGACAAGCCAAAGCGGGAAUUUUUAUUUACACGAGCAGUAGCUAAUGACCAACGGCUCCGUUAUGAGGGUGCCAUGUACGUGGAUAAGGCAGCCAAGUCACUGUUUACAAGCGAAACAUGGCAUUGGACGCCAGAGGUGUAG